Syngnathus typhle (broad-nosed pipefish) is the source of this 1208-nucleotide messenger RNA. Its product is annotated as calcitonin gene-related peptide-like. Lineage: Eukaryota; Metazoa; Chordata; Actinopteri; Syngnathiformes; Syngnathidae. Gene Ontology annotation, molecular function: hormone activity; calcitonin receptor binding. Gene Ontology annotation, cellular component: extracellular region. The transcript has 5 exons. The record is from RefSeq and is a predicted model, not a curated record. Bases 101 to 490 code for a protein of 129 amino acids.
CACAGCUUGCAGCGCCUGAUCCGGACCAAAAAAAAAAAUAUAUCCCAGCAUAUUUGAGAUUUAUUCAUUUUUGCUGCUUCUCGCCAAAGGGGGGGGUACUAUGGUCAUGCUGAAGAUCUCUGCGUUCCUCAUCACAUAUGCCCUGGUCGUCUGCCAGAUGUACUGCUCGCAAGCUGCCCCCGCCAGACCGGCGUUGGAGUCCAUGUCGGAGAGGGUGACGCUGACGGACUACGAGGCGCGGCGGCUACUCAACGCCAUCGUCAAGGAGUUUGUGCAGAUGACGGCCGAGGAGCUGGAGCAGCAGCAGCAGCAGGCGGCUGAGGGCAACAGCGUUACAGCACAGAAGCGAGCCUGCAAUACAGCCACCUGCGUGACCCAUCGCCUGGCCGACUUCCUCAGCCGGUCGGGGGGGAUGGGCAACAGCAACUUUGUGCCCACCAACGUCGGUGCCAAAGCUUUCGGCCGGCGGAGGAGAAGCAUCGCCAUGUGAGCGCCUGGAUAGGGAACAACAACAACAAAAUACGGUUGAAACAUUGGGGAGUAAAAAAGGAAGACAAACAACAUCAACAAGAACAACAAUGGAGCAGAAAAAUCAACAGUGAACUGGCCCUAAUUUGCAUACACUCACAUCCCAAAAAGUUUCCAUCUUGCUUUUGGCCCGACAAAAAAAAAAAGCACUUUAGUUUGUGUACACUUCCUGUCUUUUAUACAUUCGUAUCAUUGGAAAACAAAAAGUGCUCACCAAGUUUUGGCACAUCUUCUUUCUCCUCCUAUCGUGUAGCAUCAUCCAGCCCCUUAUCAGCCUACCCAGGACCGUGCCCCCCCCUCCCAAAAAAGAAAAGAAAUCCCCCCGCCCCCCCAGUGGGCUGUUGUCUCGUGCCUUGAUGUAGAACAAUUUACAUGAUUGUACAGUUCUGUGAAGAAUGGUGGUGAUGAUGAUGAAUAUUGUCAACAAUGGAAAAAAAAUAAGUUUGAGCAAGAUUAAAAUGUAUUUUAGAUACACUUGGGUUUGGGGUACUUGUGUUGUUCUUUGCAGGUUUUUAAGAGGGGGGGGGUGGCCCAUUGACCACAUGAUUAUAUUUGUAUAUAUUCUAAACGGUGUCGACAAAGGAUCCAAUAAUAGCAUUAGAAGUGAUGUGUAUGUGUGCGUGUGUGUGUGAUGUAUGGUUGGACACAAAACGACGCACACACACGCACACGCGCGAAUU